Molecule: messenger RNA, 3485 nt
Organism: Leucoraja erinaceus (little skate)
Lineage: Eukaryota; Metazoa; Chordata; Chondrichthyes; Rajiformes; Rajidae
Product: complement component C1q receptor-like
Exons: 1
Coding region: 161-1882 (573 amino acids)
Biological process (GO): cell migration
Cellular component (GO): external side of plasma membrane; extracellular matrix
Molecular function (GO): extracellular matrix protein binding; extracellular matrix binding; calcium ion binding
Source: RefSeq, a predicted model, not a curated record
GAUCCGCGGACUGGUUGCGCUUGUGAAGAUGUUACUCUGAAGAAGCCGAAACGCCACCCACUCGUUUCCUCCUGAGAUGCUGCCUGUCCCGCAGAGCUACUCCAGCUUGUUGUGUCUACCUUCGGUUUAAACCAGCAUCUGGAGAUCUUUGUUACACAAGAUGCUGCUGCUGCUGCUGCUGCUGUUGAUGCUCGGCUCGUUGUCCGCGGUGACUGGGAACCUGCCUCUGCCCUCUCACACGCUGUGCGUGGCCGAUGCGUGUUACACGGCAUAUCUGCACAGGAAGACCUUCCACCCAGCCUCGGAAAGUUGCAAAUACAACGGAGGCAAACUGGCCACCGUCGGGGACGCCGGCGAAGACGAGCUGAUCCACCGACUCUUGUCCGGGUUCCCCGCCGGCCGGCGGGCGAAGAGUAGGUUCUGGCUGGGGCUGCAUCUACCCCCGAGGCACUGCUACCAACACCACCGGCCGCUGAGAGGCUUCCAGUGGACGGCCGGGGGAGGGGAGACGGCUUAUUCCAACUGGGCGAGGGAGCCUUUGAGCACUUGCACGGCGCACAGGUGCGUCCACCUAGUGAACAGCUCCAGCCCCGGCGGCGCCAACUACAAGUGGAUGGACGGGUCCUGCAGCCACGCUAUGGACGGUUACCUGUGCAAGUUCAGCUUCAGGGGUAUGUGCCCGCGGGUGGAGCUGGGCGGCCCGGGCUCGGUCACCUACACCCCGCCGUUUAGGGCCGAGAUCCUCUCCUCGCCUCUCAUCCCCUUCGGUUCCCUGGCGGUCGUAUCGUGCGCCGUGGGCUCGCCUGCCCAGGUCUACAUGCUGUGCGUGGAACUGGAGCCUCAGAGUUACGGCUGGUCGAAGAACGGCUCCUUCUGUCUCCCCGCUUCGGGCUGCGACCUGGACAACGGCGGGUGCGCUCAGAUCUGCGUGAGCGGAGAAGGGGGAGACGGUGGUGGUGGUGGGGCAGGAGGAGAUAGCCACCGGUGCCAGUGCAAGGCUGGGUACCAGCUGGAAGCAGACCAACGCUCCUGUGAGCCGCGGGACCCGUGCAAGGGCCACCAGUGCCAAUUCCAGUGCGUGGGCCACCUGUUGGAGUACCAGUGCGUCUGCCCGUCGGGCUACCGGUUGGCCGGAGACGGACGCAAUUGCGUGGACCUGGACGAGUGCGCCGGUCGCCCCUGCCACCACACCUGCCUCAACACCGACGGUUCCUACCGGUGCCAGUGCAGAGCCGGCUACCGGCUCCAAGCAGGCGCUCGCUCCUGCGCCGAUAUCGACGAGUGCGCGUCCAGCCCCUGCCAUGGGACUUGCUCCAACACGAUGGGCAGCUUCGAGUGUUCCUGCAGUCCGGGGAGCAAGCUGGGGCAAGACGGAGUGAGCUGUCUCCCGACUGACCGGGCCACCACCCCCCACAUCUCGGCCACCACGGUGGGAGACCGGAGUCCCACAACACUCGCUCCUCUGGUGCUCCACGCUGUUGACUCGGCCACCCCUCGCCCUGGGACCUCCUCCGCUCAGCCAGAAGAAACCAGAGGUCGUCUCAGGCUCAGCAGCUUGGCGGCGGAGACGCGUGGCCCGGGCUUGUCCGCCGUUACUUCUCCCAGCUGGGACGGGGACCAGAUCCAGGACCGCUCCCCCGGCCUGUCGUGGUUCCUGAGGGGCGCGCUGGUCUCUGUCGCCGUCCUCCUGCUAGUGCUGUGCGCGGUGGGGUUCACCCUGUGCCUUCGCCACCGGCUGCUCAAGAAGAAAGAGAGCAACGCCGGGGACUACUACAGCUGGGUUGAAGCGGCGGGACAAUCCAAAUUCAGGGCUCCGUAUGUCAAGUGCAGCCGCUCAAGGGACAACUACAUCGAGAUCGAAGCCAGUCAAACCGAAGUAUAGACCAGAGAGAGACCUAUUCAAUAAACCAGAACCACCCAUAUGUGCUCACCUCAAGAGCUCGUAUCUUGCACACCCGGCUGCAGCUUCAGAAAGAAAGAUAGGCAGGUCUAUCCCCUGAUGAAUUAACUGUCUCUCUCCCCACAGAUGCUGCCCGGCCUGCUGAAUAUCUAUCACACUUCCAUGCCACGAUACGAUACGAUGCCACCACACAGGUACAGGCCAUUUGGCCCAUCGAGACUACAGUGGCUCUCACAGCGCACCCAUCUCCCCAUACCCUACUGUAUCUCACACGCUUAUCGACUUCCCAUUCACCAAUCACCCACCACAACGGGGCAAAUUGCAGUAACAUAGAAAAUAGGUGCAAGAGGAGGCCAUUCGGCCCUUCGAGCCAUUCAUUGUGGUCAUGGCUGAUCGUCCCCGAUCAAUAACCCGUGCCUGCCUUCUCCCCAUAUCCCUUGACUCCACUAGCCCCAAGAGCUCUAUCUAACUCUCUCUUAAAUCCAUCCAGUGAUUUGGCCUCCACUGCCCUCUGUGGCAGGGAAUUCCAUAAAUUCACAACUCUCUGGGAGAAUUUUUUUUUCUCAGCUCAGUCUUAAAUGACCUCCCCUUUAUUCUAAGACUGUGGCCCCUGGUUCUGGACUCACCCAACAUUGGGAACAUUUUUCCUGCAUCUAGCUUGUCCAAUCCUUUUAUAAUUUCAUAUGUUUCUAUAAGAUAACCCCUCAUCCUUCUAAACUCCAGUGAUGACAAGCCUAGUCUUUUCAAUCUUUCCUCAUAUGACAGUCCCGCCAUCCCAGGGAUCAAUCUCGUGAACCUACGCUGCACUGCCUCAAUCACAAGGAUGUCCUUCCUCAAAUUAGGAGACCAAAACGAGUCAUACAAAGUGGAAACAGGACCUUUGUGCCCAAUAUGCCCACGCCGACCAACAUACCCCAUCUACACUAGUCCCACCUGCCAUGUAGCUGUCUAAAUGUUUCUUAAACGUAUGAAUGUACCUGCCUCAACUACCUCCUCUGGCUGUUCAUUCAAUAUACCUACCACCCUCUAAGUGCUUAUGUAUAGUGAUACGUACUGAACUGUAUACAUCAAUUAAUUUCAUUGCACCUUGGUACAUGUGAGAAAUAAAGUAACAUAACCAUACCAUACUCUUUAUGUAAAGGAAGUGCCACAAAGGUUCCUAUUAAAUCAUACCCCCUCAGCUUAUAUCCUCUGGUUCUCGGUUCUCCUACUCUGUGUGAGAGACUGCAUUUCCCCGAUCUAUCCCUCUUAUUAUUUUGUACAUCUCUAUAAGAUCACCCCUCAUCCUUCCAUGUUCCAAGGAAUAAAGUCCUAGCCAGCUCAACUUCUCCCUAUAGCUCAGGCCCUCGAGUCCAGGCAACAUCCUCAUAAAUCCUUUCUGCACCAUUUCCAGCUCAAUGUGGCCCUAACUAUAAACUACUCAAAAUGUGGCCUUAACAUUGUCUUGUGCAACUGUAACAUGACCUUCCAACUUCAAUGCUCAAUAGACCCAAAGUCUAACUCAGUGGGUCAGGCAGCAUAUCUGGAGAAAAGGGAUGGGUGAUGUUUUGGGUCAGAACAAUUCACUAGACUGAAAGUCGGGGGG